ACAGGUAUCUACUGGUUCUUUUUUUUCUUGAAGAAAAGCUUCAAACUUGCUUGUUUGGGAACUUUGUUAUUGAGCAGAAAGCUUGAUUAUAUAUUUCUAUGGAGGGGGAAGAGGAUCAGGUGACGAAAGAGAGGUUAGUAGAGGCGAGAGCAAGAAAUAUCAGCCACAAUGUUAGGUGUACAGAAUGUGGCAGUCAGUCCAUUGAAGAUUCUCAAGCUGACAUUGCCAUUCUCCUGAGGAAGCUAAUUCGAGAUGAAAUUAAAGCUGGGAAGUCUGACAAGGAGAUCUAUACAAAGCUUGAAGAUGAUUUUGGUGAAACCGUACUUUAUGCCCCAAAAUUUGAUAUGCAGACGGCUGCUUUAUGGCUCUCUCCGCUACUAGUUGCUGGUGCUGCUGGAGGUUUGUGGGCUUACAAGAAGCACAGACAGAAGACCAAUGUGCACAUUAUGGCUUUGAAUCUCGUUCGAGGAAUUCCAUUAACCCCAAAGGAGAAAGAAACCAUGCUCGAUGUCCUCACACCACCUCCUGGAGGAACGUCUUCCUUGAGUUGGUGGAGAAGAUUGCUUCAGCAAUGAAAACUCUAUAACCCGUCAUCACUUCCCUUGUAUUCUAUUUUUUUGCUAGAAUAUCUCAAAUUGUCAGCUAGUCAAGAAACCACCCUUAUCCAUGUCAUUUCGCAUUGGCGUGUUUGAAUUGGUCAUCCGUCAUCCUGAUUAUACAAUUUUCUAAGGGUAUUCCCUGAUAUAAGUUAUCGAUAUCUUAUUGUACAAAAGGGUACAAUUUGGCUAUG
This is a messenger RNA of Solanum verrucosum, 790 nucleotides long. RefSeq names its product cytochrome c-type biogenesis CcmH-like mitochondrial protein. The record is from RefSeq and is a predicted model, not a curated record. Bases 99 to 575 code for a protein of 158 amino acids. The transcript is spliced from 4 exons. NCBI's taxonomy places the organism in Eukaryota, Viridiplantae, Streptophyta, Magnoliopsida, Solanales, Solanaceae.